AUGAAGGCCCAGGUCGCAGCAGCAACUGUCUUGGUCUUGCUCCUCCUCACCUUUGCUGCGGAGGCGCAUACUCCUACUCCUACUCCUAUUUGCAAGUCGCGAAGCCAUGAAUACAAAGGGAGGUGCCUUCAGGAUACGGAUUGUAACGCCGCCUGCGUCAAAGAGUCAGAGAGCUACACCGGGGGCUUCUGCAACGGCCGGCCGCCGUUCAAGCAGUGCUUCUGCGUUAAGCCAUGCAAGAGAGAGAGAGCUGAUGCUACACUCCGGUCGCCAGGCUUCUGA
This is a messenger RNA of Miscanthus lutarioriparius, 282 nucleotides long. NCBI's taxonomy places the organism in Eukaryota, Viridiplantae, Streptophyta, Magnoliopsida, Poales, Poaceae. The record is from the annotation of a GenBank genome assembly.